AUGAUUGAGCCGACUACGGCGCCUCUGGCCACGGUUGGUUGUCAGCCCACCAAGGAACGAGCCGACGACGAUGUGAUCUAUCUCGGCACCUACAAAGGGCAUCGAAAGAGCCAUCAUAAGAAAGUCAGUACGGCCUCCACGCUGAGGAUACCUGCCGAUAUGACCUACAAGCAUGUCAAACUUGGUGUGGCGAAGGAUUUCGCCCAAACGCGUCGAGCUGUAUAUGGAUUCUUCGACCGCGCAGGGAGGCUCCGCCGCCGCAUGGACAGCGGGCAGCGCACAGGUACAGCGGAUCAGGGUCCUUGCUUGAGCGCCGCUCUUAUACUCAUGGCCUGCGAGGCCGCUGCAGCCAUGUCGUCAAGAAAGGAAUGCGAUGAGCUGAUAGACACCCUGGAUACUCUUCCUCUCCUUAUCAAGCGCGUCAAGGCGUUGCUAGAUCACUCGCAGCACCCGUCGAUCCACAGCUCGCUUGUGUCGGAUUCCCAAGUAGAUGAUGCGAUCUUCUACUCCCUAUCCAGAGUCGAGGCCGAAGUCAAGCUUCUUGACGAAACCAUUAAGCAACAUCUCAGUUGCCUCGGGCCCGACACUGGCAAGCCAGUCGCCGCGCAAGCAGGCGUUCUGUCCGUUCGCUUGCCGCCUACUUCCUCUACCGUCACUGGCGGGGAAGAAGCGUGUAAUGUGCCUCUGAAUUCGACAUUGCCCGCAGAACACAACGCAAGUUUGACCCGAAAUGAUCGUAUCACUGUCAGGGAAUGCCGAGCCGACCUGGUCCCAUCCUUUGGAGUGAGGAGGGGUUUUGAGAAACGCGAGUUGCCCGGUCUAUCGCAUGGCAUCGUGGAGAUGCCUAAGCGCCUCCUCGCACUCACUCCGCCAUCCCGUAACGUGUGUUUCGUUGAUUUAACAAUAGAACAUAGCCCCAAGUAUGGCCCCGACCUGAAUACUGCGUCAGACGUCGGUUCCGAUUGCAACCCCGGGUCCGACACCGAUCCGAAGCCCAAUCGUAAGCCUUCUUCGAAGUCCAUCGCGAAAUUGAUUGCCAGAGCAGUCGAGCAUGCCCACGUCGGUUGGCUAUCAUGCCGAGACCAAGCUCAGUUCAGACAAAGGCUUGGUCAAUUUUGUCCAGGACGGUAUGUUGACGACGUUGUUUUUCUUGCCAUGCUCCAGUUAGUGUGUUGUACUUCUACACUUCAGAUCAUAGACCCAUUGCUUGUGAGUUUCAUGGGGCCGUUCUUGACCUCGGGUGCCUUCGCGUUUGCCAAAGGUUUUGACGGCAUCGUACUGCCAAUCAACGUCAAUGCAGCAGAUCAUAUGUCAGAUCACAACAGAAAUCAUUGGAUUCUUGCAAUCGUCAACUGGAAGACGGAAACAUUUGACGCCUUUGGAAUGCAGCCAACUGCUUUUUGUCGAUGGAGCAAAAGGGUCGAUGAAUACAUCUCGGAACUUCGCGGCGCAGUGAUGCAACUCGAGAAAAGAUCUCACGAACUGGGACCGUACUUCGAUGACUCAUGCUGCGCUUUCCUCUGCGCCUACGCUCUCGAGCGGUACAUGGGUCGGGCACCUCAACGUCAGGAACGAUGGCCCACGGGUCUCGCGUUGAGAAAACACUACUUACGCAGACUUCUUGCCCAAUGGGAGCUGCCCGCCGGCCAUCUUCCCGAAGGGCCGCAGCAUUCGGCUUCUGGUGGAGGACCAAGGUUUGGGUAA
Molecule: messenger RNA, 1704 nt
Organism: Colletotrichum orchidophilum
Lineage: Eukaryota; Fungi; Ascomycota; Sordariomycetes; Glomerellales; Glomerellaceae
Exons: 5
Coding region: 1-1704 (567 amino acids)
Source: RefSeq, a predicted model, not a curated record